Molecule: messenger RNA, 861 nt
Organism: Penicillium verhagenii
Lineage: Eukaryota; Fungi; Ascomycota; Eurotiomycetes; Eurotiales; Aspergillaceae
Product: serine/threonine-protein phosphatase
Exons: 3
Coding region: 1-861 (286 amino acids)
Biological process (GO): peptidyl-serine dephosphorylation
Cellular component (GO): FAR/SIP/STRIPAK complex
Molecular function (GO): protein serine/threonine phosphatase activity
Source: RefSeq, a predicted model, not a curated record
AUGGACCUCGAUGAGUGCAUCGCGCGGCUCUAUCGGAAAGAGCUCCUUGCAGAGCCAUUAAUUGAGGCAGUCUGUGCGAAGACAAAAGAGCUGUUGAUGAAGGAGAGCAAUGUGGUUCAUAUUCAGGCGCCAGUCACCGUUGUCGGAGAUAUUCAUGGCCAAUUCUUUGAUUUAUUAGAGAUCUUCCGUAUUGGCGGGUUCUGUCCGGAUACAAAUUAUCUUUUCCUCGGUGACUAUGUCGACCGUGGCCUAUUCAGUGUGGAGACCAUCUCUCUCCUCGUCUGCCUCAAAUUACGAUACCCCCACCGAGUCCAUCUUAUCCGCGGUAAUCACGAAUCCCGUGGUGUCACCCAAUCCUACGGCUUCUACACCGAGUGCGCGCGUAAGUAUGGCAAUGCCAACGUGUGGCACUACUUCACAGACAUGUUCGAUUAUUUAACAUUGAGUGUGGUGAUCAACGAUGAGAUUUUCUGCGUCCAUGGCGGUCUUUCUCCUUCAAUUCACUCUCUUGAUCAGAUCAAGAUCAUUGAUCGGUACCGUGAAAUUCCUCACGAGGGCCCGAUGGCAGAUCUGGUUGUUCGGAAGUUCCUCGAGGUCAACAAGAUGUCACAUAUUCUGCGAGCGCACCAGCUGUGCAAUGAGGGUUAUCAGAUCCUCUUCGAUGAUCGAUUAAGUACAGUUUGGAGUGCGCCCAAUUACUGUUAUCGCUGUGGAAACCUGGCCAGUGUCCUGGAAGUCAGCGAUAAUAUGGAACGCUUCUUCAACAUUUUCGAUGCGGCGCCUGAGAAUGAUGUCCACAGGAGCGAGCAACAGGCACAGCAGAACCGGGACUCUAUGCCAACGAUUGACUAUUUCUUGUGA